Messenger RNA from Wallemia mellicola CBS 633.66, 1458 nucleotides. Its product is annotated as multidrug/Oligosaccharidyl-lipid/Polysaccharide flippase. The record is from RefSeq and is a predicted model, not a curated record. The coding region runs from base 1 to 1458 and encodes 485 amino acids. The transcript is spliced from 2 exons. Lineage: Eukaryota; Fungi; Basidiomycota; Wallemiomycetes; Wallemiales; Wallemiaceae. Gene Ontology annotation, biological process: xenobiotic detoxification by transmembrane export across the plasma membrane. Gene Ontology annotation, cellular component: membrane. Gene Ontology annotation, molecular function: xenobiotic transmembrane transporter activity; antiporter activity.
AUGACAGAAUUACGUAUUAUAUCAAUAUAUUUGGUUCCGAUAUACUUGACACAUUUACUAGAAUACAGUUUGAACGUUGCCAGUGUUCUCUCGGUUGGUCAUAUAGACAAGAUGGCACUUGCGGCUAUGAGUUUGUCGUCGAUGACAGCCGCUGUUACUGGAUUUGCACUCAUACAAGGAUUUGCAACUGGUUUGGAUAGCUUGUUAGCAACGUCAUACGCCUCUUCGAAUCCACAACUCUGCGGUACAUGGACUGUUAGAAUGGGUAUUGUACUCUCCAUACUUAUCGUUCCAAUCGGUACUGUCUGGUUUAAUGCUGAACGUAUCCUUUUGUCUAUCGGUCAAGAUGCAGAAGUUGCACAUCUUGCAGGAACAUACUUGAGGUAUUACAUUGCUUCGUUGCCUGGAUUCGCUGGUUUUGAAUUACUCAGAAAGUUUUUACAAAGCUGUGGUAAUAUGCACGUCCCAACUAUCGUCCUUAUUAUUAUCAGUCCAUUGAAUAUGUUGUUACAAUACCUCCUCGUUUGGAGAACUAGUUUAGGAUUCAUUGGUAGUCCAAUUGCAUCUGCAAUCUGUAUUGAUCUUAUUGCCUUGAUGCUCUUGCUUUACAUUGUUUUCACUCCUAAAGUUAGACAUGAUACUUGGGGCGGAUUUAGCUAUUUAGUUUUCAGAGAUCUUGAUGUUUGUUUUAAGCUCGGUGCAUCCGCUGCUACGAUGACACUUAGUGAAUGGUUUGCCUGGGAAGGCUUGGCUUUCGCUGCGUCAUUCAUUUCACCAACCGCAUUAGCUGCACAAUCGGUUAUAAACACCAGUUCAUCAAUCAGUUACCAAUUACCAUCAGCUUUGAGUGUUGCUAGCUCAGUCAGAAUCGGUACAUUGAUGGGCAAAUACUUACCAAAUAGAGCUUCAGCCGCUACGAAAGCGACUGUUAAUUUAUCAUUCGGUAUUGCAUUCUGUAAUGCUUUGAUAUUUUUAACAUUCAGAAACUCAUUUGCUAAAAUAUUCACAUCGGAUGCUGACGUUAUAGAAUUAGUCGCAAAAAUCUUGCCCCUCGUUGCUAUGUUCCAGUUCACAGAUGGAACUAUAUCAUCUUGUUUAGGUAUUUUACGUACAACUGGACGUCAAUUAACUGGUGCAGUCAUUCAAAUAACUGGAUUCUAUAUUAUUGGACUUCCAUUAGCGAUUUGUAUGGCUUUCUUGCCCAAGAUCAACCCAAUCGCACAUUGGCCAUGGCCAAAUGCUCAAAGUGACAGACUUAUCGGUCUUUGGCUUGGUAUGUCCAUAGCAUUAGGUUUAAAUGUUAUUGCUGUUCUUUGGAUAGUUUCUCGUAUUAAUUGGGACAAGGAAUGUAAAUUGGCUGAUAUCAGAGUCAAAGGAACUACCUCAGUUGAACACACGGUUGAUGAGAGAACUACACCUAAUGAAAGACAACCUUUAUUAGCAAAUAAUCACGUAUAA